Messenger RNA from Nothoprocta perdicaria, 4159 nucleotides. RefSeq names its product progesterone receptor (gene PGR). Gene Ontology annotation, molecular function: steroid binding; sequence-specific DNA binding; nuclear steroid receptor activity. The transcript has 9 exons. Gene Ontology annotation, biological process: steroid hormone receptor signaling pathway; regulation of DNA-templated transcription. Gene Ontology annotation, cellular component: nucleus. The record is from RefSeq and is a predicted model, not a curated record. Lineage: Eukaryota; Metazoa; Chordata; Aves; Tinamiformes; Tinamidae. Bases 11 to 2161 code for a protein of 716 amino acids.
CGGGGCCAGCAUGACCGAGGUGAAGGCGAAGGACCCCGGAGCGCCUCCGUCUGCCAGGGACGGGGCGGUCCUGCUGCAGGGCCACCCCGGCCGUGACCCAUUCCGCAGGGAGGCAGAGGCCGCCGACAUCUCCCUGGACGGGUUGCUCUACCCCAAGAGCAGCGACGAGGAGGAGGACGAGGAGGACGAGGAGGAAGAGCCGCCGGGGGGAGAGGAGCGCGAGUCCCUCCCGUACCGUCCGGGCAGCGGCUCCCUCUCGGAUAAGGACUCCCUGGACAGCGUCCUCGACACCUUCCUGGCCCCGGCGGCUCAUGCGAGCUCCGCCCUCGCCGCGGCGCCCUGGUCCUUCCUCGGGCCGGAGCUCGCGGAGGUGCCCGGCGCGCCCAUGAGCCGCUGCUCCGAGCAGCGGGCGGGGGACGCGCCGCCGCCGGCCCCCGCCGCCUCCCCGCCGCCGCCGGCGGAGCCCGGCCAGGACUACGUACACGUGCCCAUCCUGCCGCUCAACUCGGCCUACCUGGCGUCGCGCACGCGGCAGCUGCUCGACGUGGAGGAGUUCGAGAGCGGCGCCUUCGGGCCGCGCGCCUCGCCCGCCGCCGCCGCCGCCGACUUCGCGGACUUCGCCUACGCGGCGGCCCCCGAGGGCAAGGAGGGGCCCUUCGCCUACGGCGACUUCCAGCCCGCGCUGAAGAUCAAGGAGGAGGGCAGCGGCGCCUACCUGGCCGCCAAGGGCGCCGCGGGCCCCGCCGACUUCGCGCAGCACCCGCGGGCCGCUCAGGACUCCUCGCUCGAGUGCGUCCUCUACAAGACCGAGUCUGCGCUCCUGGCCGGCGCCUACGGGCCCGCGGCGGCGGCGCCCGACAGCCUGCCCUCCACCUCCGCCGCGCCGCCGGGCCUCUACCCGCCGCUCGCCCUCAACGGCCACCAGCCCCUGGGCUUCCCGGCGGCCGUGCUGAAGGAGGCCCUGCCGCCGCUCUGCCCGCCCUACCUCGGCUACCUGCGGCCAGAUACAGAGACCAGCCAAAGUCCUCAGUACAGCUUUGAAUCCUUACCCCAGAAGAUUUGCCUCAUCUGCGGUGAUGAGGCAUCUGGUUGCCACUACGGAGUACUUACCUGUGGAAGUUGUAAAGUCUUCUUUAAAAGGGCAAUGGAAGGGCAGCACAACUACUUAUGUGCUGGAAGAAAUGACUGUAUAGUUGAUAAAAUUCGUAGGAAGAACUGUCCAGCAUGUCGCUUGAGGAAGUGCUGUCAAGCUGGUAUGGUCCUGGGAGGUCGAAAAUUUAAAAAGUUUAACAAAAUUAAGGUUGUGAGGACAUUAGAUGUUGCACUCCAGCAGCCAGCAGCCCUUCAAGAUGAAAGCCAGUCUCUAACCCAGAGGCCAUCCUUUUCUCCAAAUCAAGAAAUACAGUUUGUUCCCCCAAUGAUGAGUGUUUUACGAGGUAUAGAGCCAGAAGUUGUCUAUGCUGGUUAUGACAAUACAAAGCCUGAAACACCAAGUUCCUUGCUGACCAGUUUAAAUCAUCUUUGUGAGAGGCAACUUCUUUGUGUAGUCAAGUGGUCUAAACUGCUACCAGGGUUUCGGAAUUUGCAUAUCGAUGAUCAGAUAACCCUCAUCCAGUAUUCCUGGAUGAGUCUAAUGGUCUUUGCAAUGGGAUGGAGAUCGUACAAACAUGUCAGUGGUCAGAUGUUAUAUUUUGCACCAGAUUUGAUACUAAAUGAACAGAGGAUGAAAGAAUCAUCGUUCUAUUCACUAUGUCUGUCCAUGUGGCAGCUUCCACAGGAAUUUGUCAGACUUCAAGUUAGCCAAGAAGAGUUCCUAUGUAUGAAGGCACUUUUACUUCUCAAUACAAUUCCUUUGGAAGGUCUAAGAAGUCAAAGCCAAUUUGAUGAGAUGAGAACGAGCUACAUUAGAGAACUGGUGAAGGCAAUUGGCUUGCGCCAGAAGGGCGUCGUGGCCAACUCACAACGCUUUUAUCAGCUUACAAAACUGAUGGAUUCCAUGCAUGAUCUAGUGAAACAGCUCCAUCUCUUCUGUCUGAACACCUUUCUGCAGUCCCGUGCACUAAGUGUUGAAUUCCCCGAGAUGAUGUCAGAGGUGAUCGCUGCGCAGCUCCCCAAGAUUCUGGCAGGGAUGGUGAAACCUCUUCUCUUUCACAAAAAGUGAAAUGUCUUUUCUCUUAUCAUAGAGAUGAUUUCUGGGUCACUGUUUUGUUUGUUUAUUUUGGUCAAGAUUUUGCAAUGUCAGGACUUCAGUAUAUUUGUCAUACAUACCCUACCUAUUGCUUUAUACUUGUAACAUACACGACCAUGUAAGUUUGAUGUACAUAUUGUGAGUUCUUGAUUCCUUUUACUGCAAAAAUCACAACAGUCUUAAGAAACGUUUUGUAAACUUGGCUAGAUGGCUCUUCACCUGUGCAUACGAAUGAUAAUGAAAGCAGCUUUCAGAUUUCUAAGAACAGUUAUACAUUUUUCUUACAUAUUAUACACUUUCAAAGUUCUUAUAUGACAUGGUGUAAACUUUUUAAUACAUUAUGUGCAUGGGUACCUGUGGGCAUGUGUGUAAUACUAAAUAUUUUUAAGAAAUUAAAAUAUAUAUAUUGCCCACGUUUUCUCAUGGAUAUUUCACUUUUUACUUAGUAACCUGCCUCACAUAAGUAUCCUCUCAAAAUAAGCUCUCCAGCUCUAAGUAGAUGUCACAGUGGUAUCUUCUUGAGUAACUAAAAUGCUAGCAACAAACAUACAGUCAUAUUUUUGUCUGUGCUCAUCCUGCAUUGAAAUUGUGAGGUCAGUGUGCUGGUUUUGCACCAUUCAGYGCAAUUCUUCUUCAAAAAUUGGCAAACUUAUGAGCAUGUCCGUGUGUGCUACGCCAGAAAUAAUGUGUAUGCAAACACACUCAGCUUUAGUUUGUGCUACUUUUCUUUAAAGUUUGGCAUUUGCUAAAGCUAAAUCACUUAGCUGUAAUCUUAAAUUUGGCAACUUUAAAAUUCUGUAUUUCAGAAACUUUAAAUAGAAGUGUUUUCACAGAGUACAACUCUUAAUAAUCUUAAUGCUUUGAAUCUUAAUGUUAAAUACUCAAACAACCAUUAACAUCAAAUUGUAGAGAGAUUAAAUGCAAAAAAGAAAUGGAAAAUAUGACUACAAUGUUUUUGAUACACAUCAGGCUCAUUUUGUUACCAUUUUGUAGAGGUAAAUAUUUUAUGCUUUAAAGGCAUGCUGUUAUAAUUUGGAUAACUGUAAAAGAGAAAUUGAACUAAAUUAGCUUUAUUUGUUCAAGGGSAUUGUCAUAUUUUACCAUGGAAAUGAAAUAUUUCACUGAAGAAUGAUAAUAUGCUGAUAUUUUUGCCUUAGGGUUGCAUUUGAAACAACUCAUAGAUCUGAAGCACUCAACUAUAGAUAUAUUUGAGCAAAAGAGAAAUGGUUACAGCCUCAAAAGAAUUCGUAAGGAUAUUACAAUAUGAGAUACUUUUGACAGUUGGUAAAAAUGGUCCUUCAGCAGUGGAGGGGACAGUGGGUCAUAGUGGGGUUCUUGGCGGCUACGCACUGGGGCUCUUCUGCCCUUACAUGUUGGAUACAUCCAUCAAGUCAUGUGCAGGUAACCAUGGGUAUAGAAAUAUCCUUGUCAGGGGAGCAAAGCACAGCGGCAGCCCUGCUGGAUAGAAGUCCAGUAUUCCUUGUUAAAUCAGGGUGAUGCUCAUUAAAAUGAGUUUAAGUGAUUUUUCUUGUUAUAAAGAUUUUGUCCUAACGCUUUAAAAAAGAAAUGCUGAGAACUAUCAUCUAAAAUGUAGGUCUAAAGAAGUCUUUGUUAUUCAUYAUUUCCUAAAGCCGCCCUGGAAAAAAAGCUAUGCUACAAAUGGGAAUAAAAACUUUUCAGCCUCUCACAUAGUAAUACAAAUCCACUAGGGCUGGGGAAAAGAAGCAUUCCUAGAUAGAAUGGCAUAAUCAGACUUUCCUGCUAGUUGACUAGGGUCAUGAUUUUUAACUGCCAAGAAACAACCAUUUUUUUCAAUACAGUCUGGCUUUUAACUCUUCUCUUUAAAGCAAUUAUGUUCUAAUAAAUAACGCCAAAAUCUUUAUUUCAGCUCUAGAAAUAAACGAGGCUUUAGUUUCUUGAUUUUUAUUUGUGGUUGCCUUCAGUAAGUGUGGAGCUUAGAUUAAAAAAAAU